GGUUCACAUCGGUCUGCAGUUGGUAUCCACCUUCAGUCCAAAAAAAACGAGACCAACAGCUUCAUUGUGCAAAAAAUGCAGUUCCAAACGAGUAGGAAAUGCCAUGGACAGUAGCUUUCAGCGUGUUCACUCCAAAGACCAGCAACAACAGCAAGUCCAAAUCAGUGGCCUUCCAAGGGUAUUGUGUAUGUGCAAGGAACCAAGAACAUGGAGUUUCCAUGGCUUCAGGCAGACCUAAAGGAAGACCACUUCAACAAAUACACCCCAACAUAUAUACCUCAAAUAAACCACAAAAAGAGCAGCAAUAACAGUGGUUGAAAGGCCAAAAAUCAGUCACAAUUCAAGCAAGACCAGCUGUUAGUUUCUCAAGCACAAGCCACAAAUAUAAACUCAAAAGAAGUGUUGUUACACCAUAAACAAGCUCUCAAAAUAGCAGCGAAGAAUCCACAAGAGUUGGUCAAAAACAAAACAUUCAAAAUCCAGCAGCUUCACGCUGUGAAUAGUAGCUUCGAAUCCCAAACAUCCUCAAAUCGAAGGAGCAAUCAAUUGGUAAUGAAAUCCAACUUCAAUUAGCCAACAAAGAAGUCUGAUUCGACGGAAACAAAAUUUCAAAUGAACAAAACCAGAUCUGCGUAAAUGAUGAAUUGCAGUCAUUCGGAGAAGAAGAUCGGCCGAAUUCGAGAGAGAGACUCCAGCUUCCAUUCGAGAAGAUGAGUUCUUGGGGAAGAAGGAGAAGACGAUUGGCCGAAGUAGAAGAUGAUUGGCCGAGAAAAUCCACUGCCAAAGCAGAAGAAGAUUGGCCGAGAACGGGGGUUUGGU
Cuscuta campestris is the source of this 819-nucleotide messenger RNA. Lineage: Eukaryota; Viridiplantae; Streptophyta; Magnoliopsida; Solanales; Convolvulaceae. The record is from the annotation of a GenBank genome assembly.